AUGUCCAGCAAACUCAUNCCCCCGAACCCUGACAAGGUCAUGGUCAUUCGCAACAUCACACCGGACGUCGUCACACUCUCGCUGCCUUUCGCACGCUUCGGUCGUAUCAACAUCGGUGGCCGCGGAACUCUGGUCCGUCUGCAGAAUGGCAGCGUAGCCGUCUUCUCUCCUGUAGCUCUUACCGAAGAUGUCCGCAGCCAGAUCAACAAGAUGGGCGCCGUGAAAUAUAUUGCUGCCAACGACGCCGAGCACCACAUCUUCAUGGACGACUGGCACAAGGCCUUCCCAGACGCCAAACUCAUCGGCCCGGACGCAUUGAAAGAGAAGCGCGAGAGUCAGAAGAAGCCAUUGCCCUGGACACACCUGUUCCGCCCGAAGGACAACACCAGCUGGAACAUUGAUGAGGCUUUUGACCGUGAAUUCGACGCCGAGUACGUUCACGCCCACGCCAACAAGGAGCUCGUCUUCAACCACAAGCCCUCCAAGACUUUGAUCCAAGCAGACUUGCUGUUCAACUUGCCGGCCACAGAGCAGUACUCGCGUACCGACGUCAAUCCCACAGCUGGUAUCUUUACAAAGUUGAUGUGCGGUAUCAACAACACGGCUGGUACUGCAAUCUGGCAAAAGAGAUUCGUCUGGUAUGCAUUGAGUGCAUCGGAUAGACCUGCCUUCAACCAGAGCAUGGCCAGAAUUGACAAGUGGGACUUUGAACGCAUCAUCCCUUGCCACGGUGACGUGAUUGAGAAGGACGGUAAGGGCAUCUUCAGAAAGGUGUUCGAGUGGCACCUGGAGGCUGCGAAGAAGUCGAGCUAG
Molecule: messenger RNA, 813 nt
Organism: Aureobasidium vineae
Lineage: Eukaryota; Fungi; Ascomycota; Dothideomycetes; Dothideales; Saccotheciaceae
Source: the annotation of a GenBank genome assembly